This is a messenger RNA of Trachymyrmex cornetzi, 795 nucleotides long. RefSeq lists its product as uncharacterized. Gene Ontology annotation, biological process: detection of chemical stimulus involved in sensory perception of smell; sensory perception of smell. Gene Ontology annotation, molecular function: olfactory receptor activity; odorant binding. The record is from RefSeq and is a predicted model, not a curated record. The transcript has 3 exons. Gene Ontology annotation, cellular component: plasma membrane. NCBI's taxonomy places the organism in Eukaryota, Metazoa, Arthropoda, Insecta, Hymenoptera, Formicidae. The coding region runs from base 1 to 795 and encodes 264 amino acids.
AUGGAUAUUAUAAAUUCUUCAGGAUACAGAGAUUUCAUGUGGGCAAUUAGACUACAUCGUUUAGCAUUCGAAAUGGUAGGCUUGUGGCCUAAAUCCAACAAAUGUACUAAGAAAAGUUUGUGGCCAGAAAUUUGGGUUGGCAUCGUUUUUAUUUUAUUGAUAUUUGUUUUGAAUAUUCCAAUGAUAUGUGCGGUUAUAGAAGUUUGGGGUAAUAUGGAACUUGUGAUAGAUAAUUUACAUACAACGAUACCACAGCUGAUGAUGUUAAUAAAAUACGUUAUCAUUCGACGGAAACAAACAGUUCUUUUGUCAAUUGUAAAUAUGAUGGCGGAAGAUUGGAUGGCAUUCAAGUUGGAUGGAGAAAGAGAUGUGAUGAUAAAACGAGCACAAACAGCGCGAUUAAUUAUGAUGAUUGGAUAUAUUUUCCUGGUAAUAUCGUUUCUCACAGUAAUCAUUCUACCUUGUUAUGGCAUUCAAGUAAUGUAUGCAGCGAAUAUCACGGGUGUACACAAACCGUUACCCCUUAAAACGUACCAUUUCUACAAUACAAAUAAAAGUCCGCAAUUUGAAUUGACAUUUUUCAUUCAUAUCUUGACGACCUUAUUAGCAGGUACCAUUUAUAUAUGUGUAGAUUUUUUUCUAAUAUUAACGGUUCUUCACAUUUGUGCACAGUUAGAAAAUCUUAGAUGUCGAUUAAUUAAUUUGAUUUCAUGCAAAAAUUUCAAUAAAGUUUUAAAUAACAUUGUGGAGAUCCAUUUACGUCUUAUCAGGUAUAAAUUUUUAUUAUCAUCAUAG